Melopsittacus undulatus (budgerigar) is the source of this 5019-nucleotide messenger RNA. RefSeq names its product p53-induced death domain protein 1 (gene PIDD1). Lineage: Eukaryota; Metazoa; Chordata; Aves; Psittaciformes; Psittaculidae. The record is from RefSeq and is a predicted model, not a curated record. The transcript is spliced from 17 exons. Gene Ontology annotation, biological process: apoptotic process; DNA damage response; signal transduction. Gene Ontology annotation, molecular function: protein binding. The coding region runs from base 1 to 3489 and encodes 1162 amino acids.
AUGGCUCAUCACGGCUUUCGCCUGAGCCUGCCCUGUCCCUCCCUCCGCAGGCCCAGCCCGGGAGAGCACAUGGCCGCCAUUUCCCGCACCCCCCCCCCCGCACCAAGCGGUCUCUCCAGAGCCCAGCUGGCGGCCGCGGGCUGGAGCUGGUGGGCCAGGAGCGACCAUUCCCGGGGGGGGGGGAAGGAUGAGGGGCAGCCACACGCUUACUUGUUUGGCAGCGGCGGCACGAGAGACGGGCCUCGGACGUGCGCUCGGGAUGGCAGCACAGCAGCGAAAAGGAAGGGGCGGUGCUUCGGCAACGGCUUCUUCCCGUCACACCGCAACAACGGGCGCUGUCAUUGGACCGACCCGAAGAGGAGCGGACAGACUAAUGGGGAGCCACGCGCUUUGCUGCUGCCACCCAGCCGCCUGCCCCUUGUUCCGCUGCACCCGGCACCUCCUCCGGCUCGUCCCGCCCAGGCAUUGCGGAUCAACGGCAAACUUUGCAGGAAGUGCCUGGGCUGGGCCGGCCCGAGUCAAACCGAGCACGGCCGGGGCUGCCGGGACCCACGGUCUGUGUGCAGGGACCGGGGGCGCAGGGGUGAGACAAGCGUGGCCGUGCUCCGCAGGGCACGGUGUGCCUGGCGGCUCGGCUGUAGCUCCUGCCGGGGGUCCCCGGCGCUGAGCCUGGGGCCCGGCGGGGUGCGGGGUAACGGGGGCAGAACCAUCUUUCCUCCUCCUCCUUGUCCCGCUGCAUUGUGGUGCUGCUGGUGCCUGCCUGCCUGGCAAGUCAGAGCAUGUCCGGACCCUGUGGACCAGCUGCAGAAGAUGGCAGAGCUGCUGGGGCUCAGAGACGAGUGCAGGGAGGGGGCUUUGGGAGCUCCUGCACUGGCUGCCUCCUGCCUUGCAGGCAACAGGCUGAACCUGGAUGUGUAUCUUGACGGCUGCCGAAGGUUCCUCCAGCUGUUUGAGGGGCGACAGGGAGAGGUGCUCCAGGUGGAGUUCCUCCGGCUCAGCAGCAAUGAUCGCCUCCUUGGCACCACACUAGACAUCCUUCCUCAUCUGAAGCACCUGAAAUCCCUGAUGAUCAAAGGUGGCCAUGCCAGGGAUGAGUUUGGUUCAUGCCAGCCUGGCUCUCUGACAAGCUUACCAGCAGAUGUGGGUAACCUGAAGUGUCUCACCCACCUGGAUCUCACUUUCAAUAGCCUGUCCACCUUGCCCAGCUGCAUCCUUCAUCUCUCCAGCCUUCGUGUGCUCCUGGUGAGCCACAACAGACUUGUGGCACUCCCUGAGGACUUUGGUUCUCUGAGCAAGCUGACUUUCUUCUCUGCUAUGAAAAAUCAGCUGAAGGACUUACCUCGGAGCAUUGGGGACCUAGCAAUGCUGCAGGACCUGGAUCUCUCUGAAAAUGCUUUGGAAUUCAUCCCUGAAGAAGUGGGGAAUCUGCAUAACUGCACAGAGCUGGAUCUCUCCGGGAAUUGCUUAUCAACCAUCCCAGACUCCUUAGCCAAUUUGAAGUGUCUGCGGCAGCUGCACCUCCACAGCAAUCUCCUGGUGACUGUCCCUGCCUCGCUUGCCAGCCUGCCCAACUUGUCCACACUUGAUCUGCAGAAUAAUUGCCUCCGUGCUGUCCCCCCUGAGAUCCAGACAUCGCCAUUUGUGCGCCUCCGAGGCAAUCCCUUAGGAGAAACUGAGCCAUCCCCACAGGCUGAUGAAUCCAGUGCUGGAAGACUAAGAAGACUCUUCCUUGCAUCAGGCGAGGAUAGCUUUACUGUCACCUCUGAAGGCUGCAAAGUGAUCCUGGCCUGUGGCAUCCGUUUCUACUUUCCACCGGGGGCUGCCUCUGACCCUCUGCAGAUCUACUUCCGAACUCUUGCACCGGACCCUCACUGUGUAAAGCUGCGACACCAUGAUGUCCUGCUGAGUAGAGUCCUGGAGCUGCAGCCUCAUGGAGUCCAAUUCCAGCAGGAGGUGCAGAUCUCGAUGCCAUAUGCCUCCCCUCAAACCCUUCACCAGCACGAGGUGGUAGUGCGAACCUUCAGUGGGCAGAGCUGGAGUGAUUUGAGAACAAGAGUGGAGCAGAAGAGAAAAUCAAAGAAGCAUGUGGCUCACUGCAGUGUCCUUCACUUCUCCUGGUUCCUUGUUGUGUCUCGACUUGUGCAAAAUGAAUGUAAAGUGCCAACAGAGGGGACACUGCUCUUUUCCAGUGUGGAUCCAAACAUCAAAGUGACCUUUCCUCCUGGAGUCACCGAACAAACUCGCACUGUCAAGAUGCAGGUGCUGCCAGUGUCUGCAGGAGAGCUAGAGGAAAUCACAGCCGAUGCAGGGUGCAGAGCCAGUCCCCUGCUCUGCCUCUCCCAGGACUCCCUGGUGGACUUUCUCAGGCCAGUAAGAAUUCAGCUGCCCCUUCCACCCGGGGUCACAGGCAUAAAUUUGGAUCAGUCAAGGCUACAUCUUCUUCAUGGUGACCUGGAGGGCCAAACCUGGGAUGACAUCACCAGUCAGGUGGUGCUGGAAUUUACCCAUAUUUAUGCAGUGUUUGAAGUCACCCACUUCUCCUGGUAUUGGCUGUGGUACACCACCAAGACCUACAUUGGAGGCAUUGCCAAGAAAGUCUAUGAGCGUCUGCGUAUGUACCAGGUGAACUUCAUUGCUCUGCAGAGGAAGAAGGACCCGGAGCAAGUCCUGCUACAGUGCGUCCCCAAGCAUAAGGUUGACCCGGUGCUGAAGAAGCUGCAAGAUCGCUAUCGAGGACCUGAGCCCUCCGACAUGGUGGAGAUGUUUGAGGGAGAGCAGUUUUUUGCAGCUUUUGAGGGAGGCAUCAGCAUCAGUAUGGAUCGCCCUGACUGUGUGGAUGGACGUCUCUCGUUUACUUUUUACUCCCACUUAAAGAACAUGAAGGAAAUCUAUGUGACUUCCCCUGUGGACAGGAAGGAGCAAGCUGUGAAAGGACAGGUCUCUUUCUACCGAGGGGCAGUUCCUGAGAGCAUCCCAGAAGAGGCCAGCAGGAGGAGGAGAGGACCAGACUCCCUCUGGCUCGUUACUCUGCCCAUCAAACUGCCUCGAUUGAAGCCCCGCUGGGGUGAGAACCCUGCUGCCCUGAAUGGGCUCUCCUUCCCUCCCUUGAACCUGGGCAAUGCUGAGACUGGCUACCUGACACAGGCCAACCUGCUGAGCAUUGCCAGGCGCGUGGGAGCUGACUGGCAGACCAUCGGCCUGAACCUGGGCUUGACCUAUCAGCAGAUUGAGCGCAUAGGAUACAAUCACAGAGAGGACCUUGACAAACAGAUCCUGCACAUGCUUUUCUCAUGGGCUCAGCAAAACUCAGAGGAUCCUGACUGUGUGAGCAAGCUGAUUGCAGCCAUGAAAGAGAGUGGCCGCCAGGACAUCGCUGAUGAGAUUGAAACCAUCAUUGAGCUGGGCCGUCAGAAAUACAGGGAGUCCAUCCGCCGGGUGGGCUUGGAGCAGGACAACAACACUGAGGACUCUGCAAUAGCUAUGGUGUAGCAUCAAGCACAAGGAACUGGGUUUCAUAUGAGGUCCCUCUGUGUAGCUGGAGAGACAAUGUCUUGAGGCUCUUUCCACCUCAAGGGUCAGUGUCUUCGGACAUGGAUUUACUUGUGAGCAGACGACUGAGGUUUCUUGAGUCUAUACUCACAUGCCACUUUGGCCAGUCCCAGGCAGUUUACAGUGGAUUUAUGAGACUUCAAUUCCCUUUCUUGACCCUGAGCUUUAGAUCUCAGAAACAUGGAGAAAUUCAGAGACUGAAGUGUCUGUCAGCUGAGUAGUGGCUAAAGUAGCCAUUAAUGAAUGAAUACUCAUGUUAUGUAUAUCUACAUGUAACUUAUUCCUGAAACUCUGUUCUGCUGGAAACACUGCAUAGGAGUAUUUGGGUCCGUUUGUGCUCUAGUGCUUGGUGGGAAACUGGAGGUGCAGUUGUCUUGUGAGUUGUGGUGCAGUGGAGAUGUUUAGCUAUUUCUGUUAAUGAUAUGUUUUGCUCACACGAAAAUGUGAACUGUAUUCAUCAUGAACAUGUUUUCUGUUUUCUGCCAAAUCUCUUCCAGUUCCCUCAAGCCCAAACCAAGCCCAAAGUAUUAGUGGGGGAAAGAGAAGAAACAAAUUUCUAGCAGAAUCACUCUUGUUUUUUUGUCUUUUUUCCAAAAGCUAUUUUGGGACAAAUAAAACUUCUCAGUGUCUCUAGGCUGCUGCACCUACCAGGCUUUUUAGAUGAGACCUACGCACUGCUGGUCUGUGAGAGAGUUCCAGUUUUAUUCUACGAAUAAGUAAAAAUCCAUCACUCUGCUGUUCUGAGACAGACUCUAAGGUGAAAGGAAAAUUUCCCUUGCUGCUUCAAAGGGAUAUUCCUCAUAUCCUCCCAGUGAACUACACCAGUGUAGUAGUGAAGGCUGGUGGAAAGCAUGACUUAAAUUUGCAUUUUAGAAACUGGUCUGGCCAGCUGGGAAUAGGCACUGUUGUGGGGUUGGCUUUAACAAUGCGGAGCUAAUCUCCCAGUUCUGCAGUCUGAACAAUCUGUAUAAGGCUGGAAGUGUUUAUUGCUUUUAAAUUGCUCAGUCGUUGCCCAUCUCUUCGUGUUCCCCCUAUCAUAAUGGGCCUCAACUAAUGAUUAAUGGGAAAUGUCAUGCAAGCUAUUUGAAAGACUACUGUAAUCUAAGUAACCUCAGCUCUUUCAAGGCAGGUUUGGAUGCAGUGUAGCUCUCUAAACAAUGUUUAAAGGGCUGUUCUCAGUCUGAAAAACAGAAGUCUGCAUAAAAAUACCAGAUUGCAACACCCAGAGCUGCAGGUCUGAAAAGUCUUGGUGUUUUUUUACCCCUAUGAAGAAUCACCGGUGAAUUCCCUGGUGCUGUGUUUCAAGUCUCAUGUGGGUUCAAGUCAGCAGGUCUCAUUUGUAUGUAUGUUUUCUCUGGUAGUACGUGUUACGUGUUCUUGUCUGUAAUUUUGAUGUAUACCAAUAGGUAUUUGUUCUUUUCUCCAGUUUUGGAGAGAUGUAUUUGGGCAUGUUGCUCUCAGUGGGAAUAA